CCCUCAGUAUGGGACCUUUUAUCAUUCUUCUACUCCUCCAGCAAGACAUUGUACAAAGCUCUGCACAGUAUUACUGCGCUCUGCAGGAUAGAACGAUGAGAGUGACAGAGGGAGGAUCUGUUACCUCCCGAUGUAAAUUAUCAUACCCAGAACGUGAUGAUUAUACAGCACUGCUAAUUCAGUGGUAUGACUCAGAAUAUGGAAAUUGCUACACUGGAUACAAUAUCGAUAACCUCACUAUGAUCUCCACACAUGAUAAAUAUAAAGGGAGAAUCUCCAUAAUGACAAAUUCGGUUGAAAUCCGGGAAGUGAAUAGAAAGGACGGUCCAGUAAUCUGCUGCAGUGUUAAUGUCACAUAUACUUCAAAUGUUCCAUUUUAUUUCAGCACAUUAUAUGGGACACGGCUUCUGUUUGAUGAUCAGGUCUGGGUGGAUCAGUUGGAAGCUGUUACUGCUCUCACAGGAGACAAUAUCACCAUUUCCUGUCACAUUAAUUACCCAGCUGGAAGGAACAUUAGUGUACAACAAGUUAUCUGGAAAAUGGGAGAAGAUUGUCACAUAGCAGAUAAUAUAUCAGUUAUAUUCUCAUCUGAGGUCAGGGAAAGUACUGAGCGUUUCUCUGUGGUGGAUUUCCCUAAUGAUGUCUCCCUGCGUAUAAAUAAUAUACAGAUGAAUGAUGGGCGGACUUACUGCUGUUUAGUGAAAACCAAUGAAGGGGAAUUCAGUAUAAAACAUGGCACAGAGCUGGUGAUUACAGGGCUCAGGCGCCAUUCAGAAUUCACUGUUAAUCAGCCUGAGGAAUCCUCAGCCCCAGUAGGAGGCUCAGCCAACAUUACCUGCUCAUACAAUACAUUACCUGCCAUAAAUAAAACACUCAUGGAUGCUGUGAUUUACUGGAGAGCUGGCAGCCUUGAUGGACCUAUAGCAUAUCACCCCUCCACAUGGAUGGUUCAUCCCACUUACAGAGGAAGGACAAAUGUGACACAGCAAGCAGAUCUACAGAUAAUGGGGGUACAAGACACAGACAGCUCUGUAUAUUACUGCUUUGUGACACUCAAAUUCUGUGUUGGCAAUGGUGUCAUUAACAAUUCUAUCAGCUAUGGAAAUGGAACAAGACUGAUCAUAACAGAAGAGAAAACAAGUCCGACACAAUUGGUUACAUCCACAAAAUCUGGACCACCGAUGCACACCACCAGCCUAAAAGGUGUACACAAAAUAUCAAGAACUCUAAUAAUAGUUAUCAGUUCAGUCAUAUUUCUAGCCAUUCUGAUUGUCGUGGGUGGAAUUCAAAUCUUUCGAAAAGGACUUUGUUGUAAGAAAGAACAUAGAAUUUCUGUCAUCCAGCAGAAUGUUGUCACUGCAAAUGCUGGUGAUUUACCCAAUGAAAGAACAAGAGGCGGAAUGGAAAAUGAACAGGAGGAAGCAGGGUUUUUUUAUGCUGACCUGAACUUGACCAAAGUAAAUCCUGGACGAUCUCACUACCAACCAGACCACGAAGCAGUAAUUAUAUAUUCUGCUGUUAAAUCUUAAGGGUUAGCUGUCGUUACCCUGCUGGAUAUAUAUGUGUACAAAGUCAAAACAAGGUUCCUCCCCGGAAGGUGACACAAGGUUCCAUGAGUGCUGAUGUUUUAUUUCAUUAUAGUUCAGACAGUUCAUUUGUUCAAAAUGAAUAUGUAUAGGCUUUAUUCUUUUUUCAGAUACUUAGAGUUUUCUUUUAUCUCUCUGGGAGAGAUGGGGAUUUUUGCUAGUUAGUAGAUUUUCCCUUUUUUUCUUUCAGGGAGAUUUAUCCUUAAUUUCAGGAGACUAGCUUUUACCAUUCCUCCAAAGGUUCAGAGUUGAAAUUUAUACUGUGCUAUUGUAAAUAGAAUAGGCUACAUUUGUUACACAUAUGGACUCUUUGCUAUUAUUUAUGAUUAGAACAUGGAUGCCAUUAACCAAUUGGAAGUAUGAAAGGGCAAGACGGAGGACUAUAUAGCUUUAGAGCAUAAAGCAAGAUGGCAUCUGAUGGAUUGGCUUACAUCACAGGGAGAGGGCAGAUUGAAUCAAUGGACAAAGAGGAUUGCAGUGUUCCAGAGGUUGAAUUAUUCUGUUGACAUAAUGAAUCUUG
Messenger RNA from Pelobates fuscus (common spadefoot toad), 2106 nucleotides. RefSeq lists its product as uncharacterized. Lineage: Eukaryota; Metazoa; Chordata; Amphibia; Anura; Pelobatidae. The record is from RefSeq and is a predicted model, not a curated record. Bases 9 to 1529 code for a protein of 506 amino acids. The transcript is spliced from 10 exons.